Molecule: messenger RNA, 1618 nt
Organism: Aspergillus ibericus CBS 121593
Lineage: Eukaryota; Fungi; Ascomycota; Eurotiomycetes; Eurotiales; Aspergillaceae
Exons: 2
Coding region: 133-1542 (469 amino acids)
Source: RefSeq, a predicted model, not a curated record
CUUCUACUCACGCGGCGUCAGCCUGUAGGCUAAGAGGGCGGAUCCAUUUACCUGAGAUGGCGCAAUUAAAUUCAGUUAUGUUUCGUGGAGCUGAUUGAGAACCCUGCAACCAAGGCCGGCGUUCCGGCCGCCAUGACAGCAGCGAUACUGCUCAAGAGGAAGGAUGAAGCUAAGUUCCAGGCCAAUGUAUCGAUCCGGGCGAAGGCGGACUGGAAGACGCAACUGGAAUGGCUGGUGGGCUCGACACGGGCAGAUGACCCGGUGCUGUUUGAUCCGACGAUGGAGCCAACCAGUGCCAGGUAUGACGAUAUGGAGCUGAAAAUGGGAGACAUCGACCUGCAGGCCAUCUCCAAGAUUGUGGUGGAAAUGCGAUUGGUUAUGCACCUAUGGAGACACCCCGAGUUGGCGAGUCUAGUCCAUAAAUUAGACCUUUACUGGUUCCCAGACGGGUCUAGCGAUAUGAAGGCGGAGGAUUACGAAGACGACGAGCAAUCCAGAGCCGAAUUCAUCGACCACGCGCUGCAGGAGAUAUAUACGCCCGAGGAAGAGGAUACCAAGUUCAAGUGGAGCGUAUGGCUACGCAACUUCGGGUCCGAGGCUUGGUUUGGGGUGCUUCUUGUUCGUUUGACACACCUGGAAAGCAUCGAAUUUGGCCAUGAACGCUCGAUAUUGAUGCCCGACAUUCUACUGAAAGCAGCAAACCGGCAGCAGCCUUUCCAUGAGACUCCACCGUUUCCCUCUCUACGAGAGGUUAUCUUCAAGUGCGAGGAGUUCAGUGAAGGGGUCGAUGAAAACUUCGUCACCCCAUUCUUCUAUUUCCCGAGCGUUCGCUCAAUUCGUGGCCACUCAAUCUGGGCCAACACUGAAGACGACCAACGCCUCACGGAUCCUGCUGAUGUCAUUCAAUCAACCUACUCCGUCAGAGAGAUCACAGUUAAGGAAAUCUGGUAUUGCGGCGGGAUGCUCGACUGGCUCGCAGCAUGCAGGGAACUAGAGCAUCUCUCCCUCCAAACUUCGACUCACCCCGACGAUAUUGAUCUCGUCGUCCCCUUUAAUGCUAUGGUACUCUACCAGGCUCUUCUUCCUUUCAAACAAACCCUCAAAUCUCUAAGCAUGAUAUACGAAGAAGUAUAUAAUUACCUUCUUGUCAAAGGUUAUGGAUGGACCCUGGAACAGGAUAACAUACCUUUCGGGUCCUUUCGAGAUUUUUCCGUCCUUGAAGACUUAACCAUUCGACAUGCCCAUCUCAUGCAAAUCUUCCCGGCUUCUACGAUUGUUCAAGCCAACAAAAUCCAUGUGGACGAUAUGCUCCCCAGCUCUUUACGAAAACUUACCAUUCUUGAUAUUGUGGAGGACUUCUCCUCUCAGCUAGUAUCGGAGCUUCAAAGCCUGGUGAGGAACAGGAAUUCACAUCCCCACCUUGUUACACUGGAACUUGGGAAGGAGGGCAUUCACGAGAGAAACGCCAUCGACAAGAAAUUGUAUCGUAUUUUGAAAGCUGAAUGCGAGGAAGCGGGCAUUUACUUGAAACUGAUAAUGUAAUGGGGAUUGGUCAUAGAAAUUAUUUGCGGUACUCAAGAAGUGCUAUCAUUGAAUCUAGCUCGGUAUAGUAGCGGGG